This is a messenger RNA of Harpegnathos saltator (Jerdon's jumping ant), 1534 nucleotides long. RefSeq lists its product as uncharacterized. The transcript has 3 exons. The record is from RefSeq and is a predicted model, not a curated record. The coding region runs from base 986 to 1534 and encodes 182 amino acids. NCBI's taxonomy places the organism in Eukaryota, Metazoa, Arthropoda, Insecta, Hymenoptera, Formicidae.
GCUCCUCGUUGGCGCUCGUUGAAGCACCCGUACGAACGGUCGCGUUAGUUGCCUUGCGCACCGUAGUCGAUGUCACCCGUCGCUCGACCACACGACCGUUCGAACCGAGCAAUGUCUCCGGCAGAUCAUCGCUCGAAUUUACCGUGCCAACACCAUCGUCCAAAUUAAAUUUGUUCACGAUGCCUGAAAAUUCGUCGCGUGUUUGUGCAUUACGUUCCACUAUCUCGGCGAUGGAGCGAUUGCAUCCCGGUGACACGGAAUACGUCACAGCGUCGAGACACAUGGCACUCAAUAAACGACAACUGACAUCGCCGAUAUCGGAGGAACUGACGAUAAUGUCGUCCUGCACCUGUCUAUCGUGACGAGAAGCGAACUAAUCGCGCAACGUAACGGCCAAUUGUCGAUUUCCAUUGCGAUCGCGAUCGUCGCACAAUCUAGCGCGCUUCAAAGAGGUCGGUAUGUGACCGGUGGGUCGCCAUUACGCGAGAUCAGCGCGUCCGCUCGCCAAAUGCGCGAAUUCGCGUUCGCACAGAUCGUCGCUGCGCGAUUCGGGCGUCGUAAAAAUUAUAGUUGUCGAAUCGCACGGCUGUCUGACCGUGCGAGCGUAACGUUCCGAAUUAAUUGUUCUUUUCGCGCACCGUCGCAAUUGUUUGCACGUUUCACGGUCAUUGGGAAUCGCUCUCGACCACAUCGAACAAUUGUCAUCGAAGGCGAGAUAGUGUACAAAUUGCGAUUGUACACAAGCAGCGUUCGGAAGCACCAUUGUUCCAGUGACCGCGAUCAUUGUUUCCGCCAUCGAUCAAGUUACAUAAUGGUUUCAAUGAGCAGUCACUAUCUACGCGCCGCUGUGUGUUUUCUCAGAUAUCUUAUCUUUCGAGUAGUAACUCGAUAAGAGAAUGAGAACACUCUCGCAAGAUGUAUAUAACGAACGUACGCUACAUUGGCCGACAUCAGACCUCAAGAAGCAUCAAACGAGAAAAACACCAUGAGCGUGAUCGAAGACUGCUCGGUUAUACAUUUGUGGAAUCACGACCACGAUUUGGACAUUUUCGUACCUGACGAUUACGAGUGGAUGUACGACGAUGAGCAAUUUGCAAAGAUCUGUUUGUGCAAUAUUACCGGCGAACGUUUAAUGAUCCCACUGUCCAAAAUUGCUGGUUAUUUUAGUAUUGACGAGCGUCAGAACAAACGAGCUCUGCGACGAUCGGACAAGUCGACAAAAUAUUCGAAUAUUAGUCACGGGAAGAGAUAUAUGUGCGAGUGCGCUAUUGUUCCAGCAGUAUUGUGCCUGGGCGCCAAUGGCGAUAUCAAGCUCUAUACCAUGAUCAAAUUGCCCGGAUAUGUGCGUAUCGGCAAAAGAUACUUGAAGCGACAAGAACGACGUCACGAAAUUGACCACCUUCAUCAUGGCAUUUGGCGCGAAGAAGACGAGGAUGCUAUAGAUAUAUUUAAUUUAAACGAUUUAUUUACAUCUUACGAAAAUAUUGUUCCCGAACCGAUAGAAGAAUUGUGGAUCGAUGUUAAUUUUGUUUAA